AUGUCUGGAGCACUUGAAGGCAUCUACCCGCCAGGCGUGGUCAACCCUGGACUUCCUCGCGCCAACUCGACCAAGCCAUACUGGCACGUUAACCCAAGCGCCUAUGCCAACCACAAUUCGCCAUGGCCUCAAGACCCUGUCGACCUCGUCAUCAUUGGCACCGGUAUUUCCGGCAUGACCCUCUCCCGCACUCUAUGCGCAAAGAGGCCAGAUCUGAAGAUCGUCGUCCUCGAAGCUAGAACUCUCUGCUCCGGUGCUACCGGCCGCAAUGGAGGUCACAUCAAGACAAUGCUUUUCUCGAUGUGGAACGAGCGAAAACACCAGUUCGGAAUUGAAGAGGCCAUCAAGAUCUCUGAAUUUGAGCAAAGUCACCUGAACGCCAUCGCUGCAGCAACGAAGGAAGACGGCGCAGACUGUGAUUUGGUUCUCACCACUGGUGUUGAGGCCUACUACGACCAGGUAGUUUUCGAACAAGACCUCAAGGCACUAGAGGACAUUCGCGUGCACGCACCUCACCUUGCCGCUCUUCACACCGUUCAUACCGAUAGAGAUGUUCUGCAGCACCAGAUGAAGCUAUCGAAGCGCUGCAUUGGAGCCAUCACCAUCCCCGCAGGCUCUGUCUGGCCUUACAAGUGGAUCGCCAAGGUCUGGGAGAACCUCAUCGGAGGAAACAAGGUCAACAUGCAGACCAACACAGCUGUGGAGUCCAUAGAGGAUCGCGACGUUGCGGAGUUUGCUACUGUCGAGACGAAGCGCGGUACCAUCAAGGCCAAGAAGGUCAUCCACGCCACCAACGCCUGGAUGGGCUAUCUUCUCCCCGAGAUGCAGCCCUUCGUCUCUCCAGUCCGUGUAAAUGUUGUUCACUGGGCGGCCGACAGCAAUGGACAGUCUCCUCUUGGGACAGUUCCGGGGUACUCCGUCUGGUAUCGCUAUGGACGCAAAGACUACGAUUACCUUAUCCAACGCGAGGACGGAGGCAUCGUCACUGGUCGCGCUUGCACAGGACGUACCGUGACCGGCGAUGACACUGUGACUGAUCUGGCACCUCACGCACAUCUUCGCGGUUUCCCCUUCGAGGCUAUUGCAAACCCAAAGGCAGAUGCGGCUACGAGCAUCGACCACUCCUGGUCCGGUAUUGUCAGCUUCACCCAAGACGGCCUUCCGUUCAUCGGGCCGCUUCCCUUCGCAGGCCGAAGCCAUCAGUUCGUCUGUGGUGCCUAUCAUGCUACUGGUAUGGUCAAGGCGUUCCGCUCUUGUCAGGCUGCUGCUUGUAUGAUAUUGGGAGAGGAACUUCCAAAAGACUUCCCUACGUCGUUGUUGUUGACUGAGGAGCGUAUAAGAGAGCUUCGAAACUCUCUAGACCGUGGUAACUAUCCUUGCUACCGGGCAAUUGCUAAGAUGUAG
This is a messenger RNA of Colletotrichum chrysophilum, 1404 nucleotides long. RefSeq lists its product as uncharacterized. Gene Ontology annotation, cellular component: cytoplasm. The coding region runs from base 1 to 1404 and encodes 467 amino acids. The record is from RefSeq and is a predicted model, not a curated record. NCBI's taxonomy places the organism in Eukaryota, Fungi, Ascomycota, Sordariomycetes, Glomerellales, Glomerellaceae. Gene Ontology annotation, molecular function: oxidoreductase activity. The transcript has a single exon.